Molecule: messenger RNA, 542 nt
Organism: Guillardia theta CCMP2712
Lineage: Eukaryota; Cryptophyceae; Pyrenomonadales; Geminigeraceae
Exons: 4
Coding region: 39-503 (154 amino acids)
Source: RefSeq, a predicted model, not a curated record
AAUGCACAGCCACUCUCAUCAGAUCAUACUCGGAUCGCAUGUUAACAGCCACAAAGGUUGCAAUCUUGGACUCUCUUUCUUACCUCCUCUCUCCCGCUCACACAAAAUCCAUCAAGCUCUUCUUCCCCCAACUGCAAGUCAUCCUCCUCCGCGCCAUCCUCGAUCAAGAAUCUGAGGUGAAGGAGGCAGUAACAAAGGCGCUCGAGCGUCUAGUCAUCCUCCUCCCGCAGCCUCUCGGGCUACUUGAGGAUCUUCUCCAGCUCCUCGACAGGACCGCACAAAGAAACGACAAACUUGAGCUCCUGCGAUGCAUCGGCAGAAUAGUACGAGCAGGAGCAGGAGCAGGAGCAGGAGCAGGAGCAGGAGCAGGAGCAGGAGCAGGAGGAAGAGAAAACGGGAGCCGCUGGGAGGAGCUGAAAGAGGCCUUCAUCGGGACUGACAUGUCAGAGGAGGAGCGACUGAUGGCGCUGGAGCAGCUGGCAAGGAAGAGGGAGAAGGCGUGAGAUACCAAACUCUGCCACUUUCAUUGAACUUAUUCGCGC